Drosophila rhopaloa is the source of this 2447-nucleotide messenger RNA. RefSeq lists its product as uncharacterized. The record is from RefSeq and is a predicted model, not a curated record. Bases 653 to 1672 code for a protein of 339 amino acids. The transcript is spliced from 7 exons. NCBI's taxonomy places the organism in Eukaryota, Metazoa, Arthropoda, Insecta, Diptera, Drosophilidae.
CGCACGUCGUUUUUGUCGCGCGCGUUAGUUCAAACCCCUCUUUUUUGAAAGAGCCCCACGAAAACCGAAACUGAAAACUGAGUCAAACGAACAACACGCACACUCGCCCAUCACUGUGUGUUUGUGUUUGAGUGUGUGCGAGUGGCCACUAAAAGUAAUAUCGUGUUUACAAAAAAAAUAAGGAGGAAAAUACCCGUAAUACUACAAAAAUAAAAAACGAAAAAGUGCAAGUGUGGCAGCAAUAAUAACAGAAACGUAUUCAAGGCAAAUCCGUGGCAGUGCAUGCAGUGAAAAUGGAAAAUCUUUGAGCCUUACGCUUGAAAUGCCGCAUUUGUUGCGUGCCGAAAACAUUUGUCAAGCAUUUGUUGUUGUUGCUGGGGAAAACUGAGAAAACUGUUGCGGUUGCGGUUAAUUAAAGCGCGAAAAGUGGAACACAAGAUGUAAUCAUCCGACAACCCCAAAACCAACCAAAAUUAAAAAUAGUCGAAACAACAGGAAAAGGGGGUAAACGAAAAAGGCAGCACUAAAACGGGGAACCCCCAGAACAACAACUUAAUGUCCAAAUGAAAUAAGUGAAAUUUUCACACCGAAAUUAAUAAAGACAUUAGUGCGUGUGGGCGUGGCACAUUUGGGGCAUUUAACGGAGGCAAAGAUGUGUGCCCGGGAUCCCUUUACCCAGCACCAGCUGCCGCACCACCAUAAAACCGAGCACCACCAAUGCCACCAACAGCUGAGGGUGGAGCAACAGGCUCCGGGUGCGAGGAAAUCGGCCACAGGAAGGACGGCGGCCACGAGUUUGCAGAUCUGGUAUAUCCUACAUGUGAUACUAGUCCUAAUCGACAUUACCAGCUCGCUGACAAUGACCGAGGUGAAGAUACCCAAUCACAUAAUGCGCCUGAAGAGCGCCACUCUGGGCUGUCGUUACGCCCUCGACGGGGAGUCCUUGUACUCGGUGAAAUGGUAUAAGGACGGCAACGAGAUCUACCGCUAUCUGCCACGCAACAAGCCCCCCGGAGAGGUCUUCCCCCUGCCGGGCGUCAACAUCGAUCUGCGUAACUCCUCGGACACCCAGAUCCUCCUGCGCCGCGUAACGCUGCAGAGUUCCGGAGUCUAUCGGUGCGAGGUGUCCGGCGAGGCGCCCGCAUUCAACACCGUAUCCGAGUCGGAGACCAUGAACGUUGUGGUGACUCCCAAUCACGGACCGAAGAUAAGUGGUGGCCAGCCACGCUACCAAAUUGGAGACACCGUCCGGGUAAACUGCACCUCGUCGCCGUCCAAGCCCGUCUGUCACCUGAGCUGGCUAAUUAACGGGGAACCGGUGCAGAAGGCCCACCUGCGGCAGUUCGACAAGGUGGUGGUGAAUCGGGAUGGACUGGAGAUGGCCCGCCUGGGACUGGAGUUCCGGGUGAGGGCCUACCACUUCAAGCACGGCGACAUGAAGUUGAAGUGCGUGGCCAAGAUCAGUUCACUAUAUCUGCAGAGCAACGAGGAGAGUGUGGAAAGCGAUCGCCAGCAGCGGGCUCCCGCCUUAGAAUCUCGGGAGACGGUGGCCGCCAAGUCCAGCACGAUUGCUGCUGCCACUUCAAAACUGCCCUCUUUCCUCAUUGCAUUACUGCCGCCGCUUUUCCUGCUGCUGCUGUUUCAAGAUUGGACCUGGCCGAGAGACAGUUAACUAUUCCAAGAAUAAGGACUUUAAAAACUUCAGCCCAUAAACUAGCAAAGCCGUUCGACAAAGCAGACAUAUCCUAUGCCAAAAACUUUAAGACAAAAACCAAAGGAAUUAUUUAUAUCAUAACCUUUGGUUAAAUUCGAAAUUCAAUCGAUGUAUGUGUGCAUGAAAAUGGGUAAAAAGACCCUAAUUAAGAGACAGAUAUUAUACAAAAAAUAUCAAAAUGGUAACUACUAAACGCGAGCAUUUAAGAAGAGGCUAAGCAACUGUAAAUAUUUAUUUGUAACAUUAGGCAAUUGUCUCUAGUAUUAAGAUAUCGUUAUUUAGGCAAAACAUUCGUUGAUCUUUUGUGAUAUUUUCUUCAUUUUGAAAGCGAAAGGAAGUAAAACCAUGUAGGAUAUUAUUUGGAUUCAACCAAUUAAAUCUGAUUUUGCCUAUCCUUUCCAUUUUAUCACCCUCUUCGGGCAUAUCAAAAGCAACCAAACAUUUCGAUUGUAAAAAAAACAUAUUUGCACUUUGAUCUACAUACCAAAUCAACUCUAAAUCUUAUCCCAACCAAACUUUUCAUUAGCUUAAGAAUCUAAGCAAGUGUAAGAAAAUUGUAAAGCAAAAAGCAUAAACUUUAAAGCAUUAAACUAAAGAUAAAUAAAAUUAAAAAUAAUAUUUACAAAAUACCAUGCAGAUUGUAAGCUAAGCUAAGAUUGGGCAAUGCAUUCCAAAAAUUCCUCAAAGAGAAAUAGUAUAUGUAUGGAUACUCGAUCAAAAGCCUGUAGAUAGC